Molecule: messenger RNA, 1668 nt
Organism: Suillus fuscotomentosus
Lineage: Eukaryota; Fungi; Basidiomycota; Agaricomycetes; Boletales; Suillaceae
Product: cytochrome P450
Exons: 12
Molecular function (GO): heme binding; iron ion binding; monooxygenase activity
Source: RefSeq, a predicted model, not a curated record
ACAGGCAGCGUCAUCAAAUUAUUUGAAGGUGGCCUGGACUAUUGUGUGAACCUUUCAGAGCAAUAUGGUGGGGCGGUGAGGCUCAACGGGCCAUAUGGCGACACUGUCUAUGUGUCCGACCCACGCGCAUUGCAUCACAUUGUAGUCAAAGACCAGCACAUAUUUGAAGAGCUCGAAGACUUCAUCGUGUCAAAUAAACUCGUAUUUGGCGAAGGCCUAAUAUCCACCAUUGGAGCGCAGCAUCGCAGACAACGCAAGCUCAUCAGCCCUGUGUUCUCAACGUCAAAUAUGCGACGAGUCCUCUCCACAGUACAUCAUAUUGCUGACAGAUUAGCAUCCACCCUCACAGCUAAACUUCCUACUGAUGGAUCACAUAGCGAGAUUGACGUCCUCCCAUGGUUCUCCCGUUGUGCGCUCGACAGCAUCUGCAAUGGUGUCCUUGGGUACUCCUCCAAUAGCCUCUCAGCAGCAGAAGAUGAUGCGUACGCCGAAGCAGUCCGGUCGGUCGGGUUCUUGAUUGGAAAGUUCUGCCUGCUACGGCCAUUCGUGGUAAUCGUCGCGCAUUAUUGCUCGCCAUACUGGGCAAGGAAAGUCCUUGAUCUGGUCACGGCACCCUGGAUCCCGACAAAGUUUAUGAGAGACAUCCGGGAGAUGCGCCGCAUGAUAGAGACCAUGGAUUGUGUCAGUCGAAAAGUAUUUGCAGAGAAAAAGGCGUCAAUGGAGGCCGAUGGUAUGUUAUGCAGAGAUGGUGAUUCAAUACUGUCGAUGAUGGAUCUCAUGCUCAAAGCUAAUACCGUGUCAUCCAAUGUAACAAGGCUCACGGAUGCUGAACUGUUGGGACAAAUGAACGUUAUGAUAUUUGCUGGCGUCGACACGACCACUUCCGCGAUAGCCCGCUGUGUCUACUUGCUUGCACAGAACCCUUGUGUUCAAGCAAGACUUAGGAGCGAAAUUAGUGAUGCCAUGAAGUCCUCGGGAUAUCAGAAAGACGGUGACAUCCCAUCUGCUGAACUACCCUACGACGUCCUCAUGAGCCUCCCCUUCCUCGACGGCAUCGUAAAGGAGACUUUCCGUCUCUACCCAUCCCUCCCACUCAUGGUCCGAACAGCGAACAAAGCAACCACCCUUCCUUUACACUUCCCCGUGCGCUCACGGUCUGGCGAGCCCACCUCCACCAUCGCAAUCCCGAAAGGGACCCAAGUAAUUAUUUCCAUCCUUGCUGCGAACCGCCAUCAAGGGAUGUGGGGUGCCGAUGCAAAUGAGUGGCGACCCGAGCGAUGGUUGUCAUCACCUCGGGCUGUUCCUCCAGAUAUGGACACCCCAGUCGGUAGAGAAGACGUCACGUCCACGCCGAGAUCUACACCUGUUCUAGGCGUCAAGGAUGGUGUGCAUUUUCCUAGUGUGUACUCCAACAUGAUGACGUUUCUCGCUGGCGGCCGCUCCUGCAUUGGGUUCAAAUUCGCUGAAAUGCAAAUGAAACAAGUCCUCGCAACGCUUGUGCUGCGUCUGCACUUCUCGCUCCCGACGCAGCCGAAUGCACGAGGUCACGUGAAGGAGAUACAGUGGAAGUUCAAGGGGUUUCAUAUCCCUGUUGUGAAAACCCCUGCUGGGGAUGGUGUGACGCCCCAGGUGCCUCUGAAUGUGCGGCUGGUGAGGACUGAUGAUUUU